Messenger RNA from Botrytis byssoidea, 822 nucleotides. RefSeq lists its product as uncharacterized. The transcript has 7 exons. NCBI's taxonomy places the organism in Eukaryota, Fungi, Ascomycota, Leotiomycetes, Helotiales, Sclerotiniaceae. The record is from RefSeq and is a predicted model, not a curated record. Bases 1 to 822 code for a protein of 273 amino acids.
AUGGAAAUCCUCGAGGACCUUCGUGGGAUCGAAGUUACAAUGUGCGUGGACAAGCAAGCUCUCCAAGAAUAUAUUGAGUCGACAACCGGCAAAGUAUUCUACAUCAAAAUCGAGAUGAGCAAAGCAUACAAGUUUGACUCUCCGGAUGUUUCCUUCGAGGUUUCUGUUGGUGGGACCAUGACUAAUCUUCCAUUUGGGACCAAGGAAGUGAAAGGUGUCAAGAAUGUGCUGGAUAACGGACGAAUAUUCUUGAUGCCAUUUAAGUUCAGCGACAUAAUCACAAGUACCGAUGAUUCGAAAUUAGCAUCGAUAAAAGAGGACGCAACCCGACUGAGUGUUGUUAGAGAGAUCGUGGUGAAGGUUUAUCGAAGAGGUGAAAGAACUCGUGCGAUUAAUCAAUCAAAGAGGCCCGACGCUUUUCAAAAGCUAGCUGCCGAUUCAUCAGCAUCGGUGCAUGAGAAGGCGCUCAAAGGACACGCGAAGUCUCAUAGUACUACUUUAGGAGCUCCUCAGGCCACGAAAGCCAAAUGUCUUAAGUCUCUCUUGAUACUCGAAAGAACCCCAGAACCAUCCCCUUCUCCUUCUCCUGCUCCAAUUUCGGAUGGUGCUUCAGGAUCUUUUCAUCUUGAGAGCCUUGAUGCAACCCAGAAAGCUAAGCUUCAGGAGUUUCUAGGAAACUUAUUGGGAAAUGGAAGUCAAUUCAAUGGAGAGAGGAAGAUUAAGCGGGAAAGAGAGGAAACUGGCAGUGAUUUCAAGGCUAGCAAGCGAUCAAAGAGAAACGAACGUGUUGAGGUUGAUUUGACAGGAGAUGAUUCGGAUUGA